AGCUAUUUUCUAUUUGAUAUAGAGUCUCAUUUACUACUCUCAUAUUCUACUCUCAUAUUCUACUAUGUCUUUUAGCAAGAGGAGAUGUCAUCAAGAGUGGUAUAGGUGUUACCAUGUGAGGUAUCAUUGAUGGACCCAUACUAUACAAAUCUGGUCAGAGCAUUGCCAUGUGUGUGGUAGAACUUCCUGUGUUUACAGCCUGUGUAUAGACUUCACUUUCGGAAUUUACUAAUGUCUACCUUUUCUGGAAUUCUUCUUGAUGUAUCGGGUUCUAUGGAAUGCAGUAUUGGUGAUGGCGUAAAUGAGGAAGGGGGAACAUGGGCAAAGUCGAUAUUUACCGUGACUGAUGAUGUGGUAAAACAUGAUGUUUCAAGAAAUAAUAAAGUUUUUGCAAUUGGUGUCGGGGCUAGUGUAGGCGAAGACAUAUUUGAUGUUAUCGGAACAAUUCAACAAAUUCAGAACAAAGUGAGCCCUGGCCAAACCGCUGAUAGGAGUCCAGCGUCAUUCAAUACCAUUGAAUGUCUUUUUUUGGUGUUAGAAAACAGUGGUGCCAGAACGAUAAGAAAAUGGGCGGAUAAGUAUGUUGUAAGUCGGGCAGUUUCUGAGUAUGAGGCGCGUUUAAUUCUCGAUAAACUUGAAUCAGACAGAGCUUUUACGAAUCGAUUUGUUUAUGAUUACUUACCGGAAGCGUGUCGUGACUGGGAUGGAAUAGCAGGUGCAUUUCAAGGCCUGUGGUCUUCCGUUGCAAGUUCGUUUCGCCAGGCAACUAUUGACGACAUCGAAAUCGUUGCAAACAAGGCAGUACGUGACAUCGAAAGUCUGGUAACGAAGUCGAUGGAGACAUAUGAACCAAUCGGCGUCAGUAAUCGAUCUGUAUACAAUGUGCACGACGCAGCUGAUGUUAUUCGCGGAUGUAUCGACGAAAGAGAUCUUACUUCUGAGAGAGCGCAGGAGUUACUGAAGAUCGUUGAGCCGUAUAUUUAUGGAGGCACACCUUUAUAUUCUGCGCUAAAUAUGGCAUCUCAUUUGCUUUCACGGCGAAUGUACCCAAAUCCAAGUAAAUUGCUGUUUGUAAUGUCUGAUGGUGAGCCAGGAGACACAGGAGAUUUGGAUAGCAUCAAGUCGAUGUUAAAAAGAGACAAUGUUACAGUUGUAAGCUGCUACAUUGCCAGAUGUUCUGAAGUUGAGCCUAAAAGAUUGUAUAGCGUUGCACGGGAAAACUGGGAAGAUGGUGCGAAGUUUUUGUUUGAUUUAAGCUCAACAAUCCAGUCCACAGAGAUGAUAACCAGGGCAAUUUUCAUCAAACAAGGUUGGCAGAUUGAUAUAACGAACAACGAGAUCAGAUUGUUUAUGCAUGUUAAUCAUCCAGACAACUUGAAGAAUGUGUGCAGUCUGGCACGGAAUGUCGUCAAUAGCCAAGACGCAUUGUCAGAUUUGCUUGUAUCAGUCUCCCUUGAUGUGUACAUCAACCAAAAGAAUGACAGCAUCACAGCACCUAUGCAAGUAGGGGGUACCUGUUAUGCAAACGCCUCUGCAACCGUUCUCCAUUUGGCCAUGUAUAGAAUUUUUGGUAGAGACGACGGUGUUCCAUGCUUUGAAGAGCUUCGAGCGGAUAUGAUAAACAAGCAUGGAAUUGAGGGUGCAAACACCUUUGCUGUACUUAAUGAAGUAUGUCCGCUAUAUCGCUUGAAUUGUAGGAUGGUUGACAUAAACGAAGCAAUGGGGGCUAUUGCAGCAAAACGUCCAGUUGUAGCCAAGUACCGACUAACCAACGAGGAGUGGAAAACGUUUCGGAAGUUUUACGAUGAUAAUCCUACAGGUAUUUUGAAAAAGCGUGAUCUGGAUAUCAGUAGGCGGACACAUGACCCUACUAUUGGACAUGCUGUUGUGUUAACAAGUUACAACAGCGAAUGUCUUUAUUUGAUGAACUCGUGGGGAGAAGAUUUUGCUGAUAUUGGCUUCUUCAGAGUUGCGAAUGCAGAGGUUCUUAAUCUAGAAUUUAUUGACGUUUACUGGAGAGAGGAUGAUUUGUCUGAUAGAGAAAAGGAACGUUACCGUAAACAUGGAUCUGAAGUUGCUGACAAACUGAUGAAAUCACUUAAAGGACUCCAAGAAGCAUGCUUCACAUGUCCAAAGUGCACACGGACAUCAAAGGUUACAGAAUUCAGAGGAACCAUUUCGAACGCACAGUGUCCACUGUGCAACGAAGAGUUCUCGAGUACAAAAGCAGAUGGAAAUAUUCUGGCUUUGAAUAUGUACCUGACAUCCUUAAGCAGGUAAAGAAUUUGGAGUGCGUAUCACAUUCAAGAGAACUGAAGUUUUGUACAGGUUCUCACAUGAACUUGAAACUCGAUUGGUUGCAUUCAAUAUAUAAACCGAAAAGGAAUAACAUUCUCCAACUAACAUUACAUUUACAAGCGUUGUCCUGAAAACACUACUGUCGAAAUUCGUGUCAUCAAACUUAGCAUUCAGUAAUACUUAUACACGAAUCAUUGAGUGGAUCAGACCUGUUGGUCUGCGCUAUAACUGGUCGGAUAAUUGACAGUUACUUUGCAAAAUAUAACGUCAACUGAAAUUUCCUGUAUCCAGAUAUCUUACCGAGCAGUAACAAUCUUGAGAAAAAAAACUAUUUGCAAAUUUUAGCUGGGUUCACCGCAGUUAACUUGUCACACCAUAAUGGAGACCACAGAUUAACAGUAUAUUUGGUUAAUAGGGACUGCAUACUAAAACCACAUUUAUCCUAACACUAAAGUCACAUUUAGGUUUAAACACAAAGAUCACAUACUAUUUAAGGGAAAGGCAACGUCUCUGUCUAAAUCGAUUACAGAGACAAUAAUAGAACAAUCGGUUUAAAAUGAAAGCGGUAUGAAUUUUUUGAUACAUUUUCAGAAUAGAAGCCAGUUUGUUUACAUAGCAACAAACAAAAUAGUUGGUUAAAUUUAUUUUUAGAUUUGUUUGAACUGAAAAGAUAGUAUCUCUACUUACUUUUGCUAACUAGAAUUGAAAAAAGUAUGAUACUGUAUAUAUUGAACUCAAGUGUCAUUCAAAGAAUUUUAUCUAAAUGGGUAUAAUUGUGUUUGUGUUAAAGUAAUGGUUCGCAGUAUGUUAAAGAAGUAUGCUUUCCACGUGGUCAUCAAUUUUCUUAAAUUUCAACCUGCAAUAUCUUUGUAAAUAGUCGCACGAUUCUAAAACUUCCCUCAGUGUGUUAUGGAUGGCUUUUAUAUUAAAUUUACCUUGCACUACCUUUUUUAUAAGGAACACUUACACUUUAAAUAGUUUUAGCCUAGCUUGAACAUUCUGAUUAGACCUCAUUUAUUUCAAUACAAACGCAACGGAUAGUGCAUACUCAAACCAUGAAAAUAUUUCCAAAUGACACAAUUUUGAGUUCAUUGCGCAUUUUUAUGAUUUUCUUGUAUUAAUGUGCUUGUACGUCUUCUCCGUUUAUUUAUGUUAUGGUUUCAUAAUCCUUGUAAAUGUGUCAUUUAAAAUUGUACUGCUGUUUUAUAAGAGUACCGUUAGUUGCUCACCAGAAAAUUGGUGUAACACAAGUAGUUUAGUAUUGGUUUUAAUCAAAUUAAGUGUAUAAUAUCACAUCUGUUUUAUUGAGUCAUAUCUUUAAUUUCGACCCGUCUCGACGUAUUGGUAUCACGCUAGUACUUUUUUGCAUUUCCUUGCUUUUUAGCAAUAUCACAGGCAAGCUGCAAACCAGCUGACCUAUUGUUCUUUCUACAUGACAGUUAUUUGCUAUCAUAGUGUGCCUCGAUAUGUGUGCAUUACUAACCAUGUUUUACAUACUAUGCGAACGAAGUAAAAGAAACUGAAAGAAAACAAAAUAACUUAGUGUCGGUCUGUCUACUUCUUUAGGAUGGAGAAAAAAUGUUUCAUAGCACUGUCUAGCCGGAGGUUGCCUAGAUGUCAAUAAAAACGUGUAUGGAAAUUUUUAUAACGUAUUCCUGUCAUAUUAAUUUUGAACAAAACCGGAAUGAGACGUUUUUGUUGAACCACAUCUUAGAUUUUGUAGUAUGUACAUGAAAAUGGUAUGCGAGAAUAAUACGUGGGACACAAUUUUCUUUAGUUAUUUUGUGUUAUGUUUUUUUAAGUAUUUUGUGUAAAACGUAUUUCAUAUUGCACAUUCAACGUCUACUAAUAUAAUACAGCACCGAUCUGCCAGCCUGCUAAAUUCAAAGUUGUAAAGGCUUGUAGAUUUACGUAGUAAUUUUCCAUUUUAACGUCAAAACGGUAUAUAAAUAAAUAUCCUUAUAGCUUACAGUAUAUUUCUCGAUACAAAUAUACACUUCAUGGUAUUCUUGCCUGUUUGAUUAACUUCGACUGACUUUACAAGACAGCAGCUUGAUAGUCUCUAUUUAUUCGUUUCUUGGACACGGUAUACGAAAAUACGGAAAUGAAGAUAGUUUUAUGAGUUAUUGCCAAUUGUUUGUAAAUUAAUGAAAACGUUAACGUAAAGAUAUGAAAACAUUCGCGUUCGACACGUUAAAUAAUUGCGAUAAAUAAAUGUCUUGAAAUCAGCUUGCAAUGUGCGGUUCUAUUUAAUCAUGGGCACACAUCUAAAAAAAAAGCAGGAAUCUAAAUCAGGUUAUAAACACAUUCUAUUUGUACAAAAAAACCCAACUUGAUUUGAAUGUACAGAAUUCCAUUAAGAAAAUAGCAUAACGUUACGUUAAAACGUAACACUAUACUAUUAUCCGCGUCAACAGCGUCAUGACGUCAUUACAGUGUACCGAUGUAAAUUCCCCGCGCCCUGUCUAAAUGAGAUAUGUAUGCAGUAACGUAGUUUAACAUCUGAAAUGUAGAAUUAAGCCAGCUCGGGACAAAUAUUGUAAGAAUAUCGCUAACGCUCGAUUUUCUUAAACUCUCCUUUUAACUUACUAUAGCCAGCUACUGCACAUGAAAUACUUAAUUAUUAUUGUAAUCUCAUAUAUUAUGUGUUAUGUAAACCAAACAUAGACAAUUUUGAAGCUGAUGUGGCUGAUAUUUUAUCAGCUUCUUGCCUUAAUAGUUGUAAUUUUAGGUUUGGCACAGUACAUGUAGUGAUGUAAACACUUAUUUUGUUUCAAAUUAUCAAGAAAUGAAAAUAGAUUAAAUGAUGAAUUUAGAGCGGAUUACCCAGAUAAAACAGUGAUCUUCCUAUUCCAAUGUAACUGUAUGUAUACAAAACCUUGAAAAUAAUAUCGAUAUCGCCUCUUUUUAAGAAAAAUAUUAUACAAAUGUCAGUAUUAGCCUAUGAAAGAACGAUGGAGGCGAUCCAUUAUAAAAUAUGAUAGCUUUGUGAGGAAAGUGGAAUUACUUUGUGUUUUUUUCUUCUUUUUUUCUUUGUAUAGGUACACUUUUUACACAUAUAAUAAUUAAUUGACGUAAUUGUUGGGCCAAAAACUAUCAUGUUUAUGUUUAAUUAAUAAUAAGUUUCCAAACGUGGUUUGUCGUAGAAUAACCCGAGUUUUGCGUUUUUAUGCGUAAGAAUAUAUCACGAAGGCCGUAGGCCUGAGUGAAAUAUUAUUUCGCAUAAGAACGAAAAACUCGGUUUAUUCUACGACAAAUCACACUUGGGAACUUAUUAUUUCGAUUUUAACACGACAUACUAGUAUCAGCAGUGUAAGAAAAAAAAGUAGCUACUUUUUACGACCGUGCUACGCACCUGGAUCGGAUGACGUCAUUGCACGCGAGUGGUUUAUUGCAUAAUAAUCCGAGAUAUAUUUUGCUCUACAUGUAUGUAGGUUAUUUGCUGGUCGUGUUAGAAUAAAGCAUAUCCUUUCCGCACCUGUAACGUGAUAAAACGUAUAGCGUCUGAUGGCCCUUUUACGCUUCCGUAGAAUCAACAUUUAUUACACGAAAUUCAUUUUGAAAAUAUUUCUGAAAUGUCUAGGUCUGCUGCUCUCAACGCUUUCAGACAACAUCAAAAAGGACCUUUUUAGCGAUUUGACAAAGUUCCAAAAAUCUCUAUGUACCCUUGCUCCGUGACGGAGCCCUGUGGGAUUUGUGUUUAUUUCGAGUUCAAAUAUUUUUUCGUAGAUGAAAAGCUGACAUGUCAUGCUAAAGCCCAGGUAUUUUCAAAUCAUUAGAGAAUGCUGAAAAUUGAUUCCCCGUUAGCAAAAAAAAACAAAACAAAAAAACAGUCCACGCGCAUACAUUUUGACGGGGUGACCCCUGCGCGUGACCCCUGACUAUCGACCAAUUUAAAGGCGACUUUCGUUUUCAAGUUUUGCAUGUCUACUUUCAUUUUCUUUACUUCCGGAAAUAGCCGAAGGUCACGUGACGUGAUUUUCUGUGUUGUCAAAAACAUACAUGUGCCUGGCGAGAUUGCAUAAAAUGUAUCCGGUGUCCUAAGGAUAUAUAUCCCACUUUUUAGACCAAAUAUAAGUACAACAAAUAACGUUUUUUUUUUUGUAUUGAAUGAACUAAUAAGCCAUAUGUUAAAUCAAGAGAAGCAACUGUUAAUUGUUUCAAGCGCUUUUGACUAGGUAUGUAGGAAAAAUCAAAGGUACAAGUCUACGUUUGAAUUUGUUUAAAUAUUAUCCAGUCUAAGCCAGUAAAGUCUAGACUAAAAUGUUAUAGCGUUGUGGAGUGUGUUUCAGUUCUUAUUUUGGUAAUUAGUCAAUAAACAACACGUUUAUUUUCAGUUAAAAGAAAACAGACAAAGUGUAUCUUAACGAUGUUUCUUUCGCAGAGCAUAAGAUCAAAGUGCUUGUCAAAAUAUGUUUUGGGUGUAAAAAAGUUGUAUGUCCAGCCUAAAUUUUUUACAUUUGUUAUUCUUGCAAUUUGUAACAAAUAAAACAUUGGUGAGGAGUUUUCUAGUAUGCUCGGAGUCCUUGUCUCCGAUGUUAUUCUCAAUGAAUGUGUAUUAACGAUCUUGAAAGUGUAUUUAUUCAUAGUGGUACUCAAGGUAUAGAAGUUCAUAUGAUUAAGGUGUUUUUGUUGCUAUAUGCUGAUGGUAUAGACAACUUUGAAGAUGAAAAUCAAUACGUCACUAGAGUAAUGAUUUUUAAGAGAAGUGUUAUAACUAGAAAUUUUGCUUUUUUAUUAUAAUUGAUAGAUAACAGAUAUUGUUAAUACAUUUACAGACUAGACAUCGUUUUUACGUGUGGUAGUUCAUUGAGCACUCCUCAAAGCACUUUGGCUGAGCAAGCACAGAAAGCAGUUUUUAAGAUAAACAAAAACCUCUACAAUUUUACUUAUAUGUUUAUAUAUAGAGAGAGUUAUUUGACAAAUUAUUUGAACCUAUUUGAAUUAUAGCAGUAAAAAGUAUAUGGAUUUUAAAAAGAUUUAUCUAUUGAAAGAGGACAUUUUCAAUUUUGCAAGACAUUACGAGUCAGGAAAACUACAUAGAGUGAUUUCAUUUAUGGUCAUAAGGGAAUUUGGAAAGAUUACUUUAAAUGUAUACAUUUUUAUAACAUUAUUAAAUACUGGACAUAAAAUUUGUUUCCAAGUGAAAAUAGAUAUGUAGCUCUUGUGUAGAAAAUGUUAAAUGGUGACAUAGAAAAUGCACCAAAUAUGGUAAACUGGUGUUCACUGCUUAAAUAUUUGUUUGAGUUCCUUAGAUUUAUUUAUGCCUGGUUACAACAAAGUGUUGGUAAUACUAACCUAUCAGCAUGGUUAAGCAAAAAAUACAAAUAAUAUAAACUUGCACAAAAUUGGCACGAUAGAUUAGAAAUUCCUACACAAGAACUUUUUAAUAUCGAAUUUUGCCUCGUUUUGAUUUCAACCAGAUAUAAAAUACCUCUUAGGUUAAACGACGGUGAAGGUUGGCUUCAGCUCGCCUUUCAAAUGACCUUACACUCGCUUACUGACAUAAUAUAGCCUGCUAUGUAUAUGUAGUUCCUACGUAUUGUUAAUAUAAAGCAGUUAAAUAUAUCCUCAUUUAGUGCCUUUUCAUGUAAUAUACAGGAAGUAAUAAAGUUGAUCCCAGAAACAUUUACUUAUGAGACAAUAAAACUCCUUAAUAUAUGACUUGGUUGGCAUUAGUGUCACGUGUACCGAGCGUUACUUCGUCAACUGAAUAUAUGUAUAAUUUUUUUUCGUAAGCUAUCUGCUUCUGAUUAUAUAAAACUGGUAUAAUAAAUUUUUCUCAAGCUG
Messenger RNA from Mercenaria mercenaria, 8088 nucleotides. RefSeq lists its product as uncharacterized. Bases 232 to 2280 code for a protein of 682 amino acids. The record is from RefSeq and is a predicted model, not a curated record. NCBI's taxonomy places the organism in Eukaryota, Metazoa, Mollusca, Bivalvia, Venerida, Veneridae. The transcript is spliced from 2 exons.